AGCUCUUGGCAGGGCAGGACCAGCUGGUGCUUGACUGGAGAUGCCUUAGCCAGGCUUGGAGCUGAGUGCACCUUCCCCACGGCCACUGAGGACUGGCUCCUUGCGGAUACGGAAGCCGGUGCCAGAGAGCCCCUCUUGCUGUCCUGUCUGGAUACAGAUUCCAGCUUCUGGGUGAAGAACCGUGUCGGUGUCCUGUGGCCCACUCGAAGGACUGGCUUUAGAACAGUGUGGAUUUGGGGUUUGGGGCUUUCGCGCUAUGGUUCCCCUGAGGGGCCUCCCAUUGCAGGUCGCUGUGCCCUGUUCCUGAGAGCCGAGGUGCAAGUGCACGAGACCAUGAGGCCUGUGUCUCCUGCAAGUAGCACAUCCCCCCUGCGGCUGCUGAACCGGGGCCCGGAGUAUCUCCGCAGGCAGAUGGAGGUGGGGAGCGGGGGCCGCACCCCGAGUGCCGUGGAGAGGCUGGAAGCCGACAAAGCCAAGUACGUCAAAACCCAGCAAGUGAUCAACAGCCGGCAGGAGCCGGUGCUGCGUAGCUGCCCCCCGUGGCCUUCCCCUCGCAGCAGGAGGCGCCUGACUCUCCACCAGUGUCAAGAGAUCUGUCAGAGCUCAGAGCUGGGCCGAGACAGCCCCAAGCAGAACGGCCCCAGGAAGCUGCUGCCUUCCCCCCAGUCCCCCGUGGCGCGCAGGGGCAGCAGCAAACGCCUGCUGAGGCCCGACUCCCUCAUCAUCUACCGGCAGAAACGGGACUGCACGGCCAUCAACAAGGAGAAUGCCAAGGGCUCCGGCCUGGUCAGGCGGCUCUUCCAGGGGCCUCUGAGAGACAAACUCCCCAGCUCCCCCUCCUCCAGGGGCCUGGGCAACAGGCGGCAGGGGCCGGAGAGAGACGAGACCCCCAUGGUGUGGGUGCCGGUGGAGAAGGAGGCUGCUAGAAUGCAGAGCCCAGGGGGCGGCAUCUUCAGCCCGAACGCGAGCCCUGUGGCGCAGCCUCCACACAGCAGCCAGUCGGGGCCAGGCCCGAAGGAGGCCAAGAGGGAGCUGGCCCGAGGCUGCUCCCUGCCCCUCUCAGAGAAGGAGAGGUUUUUCAACUACUGCGGCUUGGACCGGGACCUGGUGGAGGUGCUGGGCAGGGAGAGGUUCGGGCCUGCUGGCUGGGACGCGGCCUCCUCCUUGCUCCUGGGGAGCGUGGGCUCGGCUGGCUCGGAGCGCAGCGGGCCGGCCCACUCCAGCGGCUGCGAAGCGGGGCCUGACGCGGAGGAGCCGGGCGCACGGCGCUGCUCGACCGUCUCCAUUAUCGAGCGCAAUGCCCGGGUGAUCAAGUGGCUCUACGGCUGCCAGAGAGCCUGGGCGAUGUCCAGGGAGUCCACGGUCUGAGGGAAGGGUCCUUUAGAGACCCCGUCCCGUCUCAAGGGCUGGGGGCAGGCGAUCUCCACUCCAGCUCAGGACCCGUCCCGGCACUGGUCACGCCCGCCAGUCCUGCCUCCAGCGAAGGCAAUGGCACCCCCCCGUCACUCUCAGCGUGGGCAGGAGGCGGCCUGGGGCAUGAACCAGGCAGAUCGUUCGGCCCUUGACUGAACCAGACGCUCGUGGGGGUGAAGAUGCCCGGAGCUGGCACUUCCCAUGCUCCUGCCCUGUGUGUGCAACUACCCACAAGCGCCUUUCUGCACUGGGGCUGCCAACUGGGGACUGCCAUGUAAAUGGGGGGGCCCAGGUGCUUCCAGCAAUGCAUGGCCUAAUCCUGCUGAGCGGGGGAGGGGGUGCGGGUGACAUUCACCUCUCAGGGCCAGUGUGCUCAAAACAGAGACUUUCCUCUUUUCAAUGAUAUUUUAAAAUGUGCCCGGGGAAGGAAUUGUGCUGGGGGAGGGGGCUUGGAGCAGCUCCCCCUCAGGACUGGCGCUGGCACCUGAGCGUGGGACCAAUGGGACUGGAAGGGGAGACAAACUGGCCACUCCCUGCGUCCCCCUUGACUGGCCCUUUAACCCUUUCUCUGCUGCUACGCUCUCGGGCUGGCCCCUUCACCGAUGCAGCCAGCUCUGCAGAAGAUGAGAUCGUAAGGGCAGAAAUGGACCCUCUGGCUGCGUGGGCUCCUCCCUUGCUGAGCAAUCCAGGAAUGGCCGGAGGCGCUGGCGUGACACUAGCAGCCUGGGGUGUGUUUAGGUGUAUGGCUGCACCGUGAGAACGGGAUCCAGUGGUGUGGGCAGCCGUGGGACCUGGCUGUGCCAGCCCCGGGAGCCCCCCACGCUGCCAAACUUUCUUCUUUUUUUCAAGAGAAAUUGUUUUCAUUUCGGUUGGAUCUGAAAAGAUCUGAAUAAAGCCGGCUGUGUUUUCAAUCCUGCCGCGUGUGAUCUCUGCCCAAUGGCGAGGAUAUGUCAGAGCUGCGUCCUGUCUGCAUUUCUCUGGACUCCCCCCUGCACUCCACGUGGGAGCAGAGUGAAUGUGAACUGAGGGGGGCUCUGAGCCAUUGAUGUUCCUCUUCCCGCUAGAGCCGACAAAGGGGACUGGAUGGCAGUGGGGCGUGCUGGGAUCGGGGCCAUGCUCAGGCUAGGGUACAGAGCAUCACCAGUUCUCCCACCCCUCGGCAGAGUUCAGCGUCAUUCUGGAGAAUCGGCUUGCCCGAGGCUGGUGGGCCAGUUCCCUCCUGGGUGCUGGGCUCUGCCCUCCUGCGGCCCCUUCCCCCCACAACAGCAGCCUUGCCUUCGGCAACUUCCACUGGCCACCAUCCCUACCCUUGCUUCCCCCUCCCAGCCCCCGCAGGAGCAGAAUGAUCCUUCCCAGCCCGUGCAGAUUCCAGCCUGACAGGAACCUGCCUGAGAGCGUUCUGCGGGAUGAUUUACUCAUCCUUUCAGGAGCCCCGAUCACCCCCGUGACCUGUGCCCUCCUCCUCCAGGUGCAGGAGGGCUCUGGCGCCCGCUGUGCUCCAGAAGCUCUGCUGUGAUAAAUGGCUCCCUUUAAUCUGCAGGGGGAAGAGGAGUCAGGUUAUCUCAGGGGAGCGCUGAA
This is a messenger RNA of Malaclemys terrapin pileata, 2991 nucleotides long. RefSeq names its product family with sequence similarity 110 member D (gene FAM110D). The transcript has 2 exons. The record is from RefSeq and is a predicted model, not a curated record. NCBI's taxonomy places the organism in Eukaryota, Metazoa, Chordata, Testudines, Emydidae. The coding region runs from base 334 to 1368 and encodes 344 amino acids.